Messenger RNA from Penicillium manginii, 270 nucleotides. RefSeq lists its product as uncharacterized. The record is from RefSeq and is a predicted model, not a curated record. The coding region runs from base 1 to 270 and encodes 89 amino acids. Lineage: Eukaryota; Fungi; Ascomycota; Eurotiomycetes; Eurotiales; Aspergillaceae. The transcript has a single exon.
AUGAAACCGCGAGACAGCUGGGGUGGUAUCCCAGCCUUAAAAGUGAACGACCACGAAGUCACCGAGAAUGAGGAAAAAGCGCAGGCCUUCCUGGACUCCUUCUUUCCUGAAAUAAACACGCCAGCGGCCGAAAUGUCAACAGCGGCAACGGUGGAACUCCCGUGGCAGCCGAUCACGGAACUGGAGGUUCAAAGAUCUCUUCAGACUGCCAAAGGAGCCACCGCGCCCGGAGAAGACAACCUACCAAUAGUGGUAUGGAAACGGCUAUAG